AUGACAAUUGCGACAAAAGUGAACACGAGCAAGAAGGACCAGUCCAAUCUGGAGACGAUCAAAGUGCCCGAUCUGCCUUCGAUUGGUACCAUCAAGGCUUCGAUCCCGGAGCACUGUUUCGAGAAGAAUGCUCUUACCUCUAUCCGCUAUCUCGUGCAAGAUUACCUGCUCUUGGCCGGUCUCUACCUCGCAGUCCCAUAUCUCGAAGGAUACCUCGGAUUGGUCGGACUCGUCCUCUGGUACUGGGCCAUGGGAAUCGUCGGAUCUGCCCUCUUCUGCGUUGGCCACGACGCCGGACACGGCUCUUUCUCUGAACACGAAUGGCUGAACGAUCUCUGCGGACACCUUGCCCAUGCUCCGAUCCUCGCUCCGUUCUGGCCGUGGCAAAAGUCUCACCGACAACAUCAUCAGUACACUUCGCAUCUUGAGAAGGAUAAGGGACACCCAUGGGUCACCGAGGAGGACUACAACAGCCGCACAACCAUCGAGAAGUACUUCGCCGUCAUUCCAAUCUCCGGAUGGCUCCGAUGGAAUCCGAUCUACACUAUCGUCGGACUUCCAGACGGAUCCCACUUCUGGCCGUGGUCGCGUCUUUUCGAGACCACCGAAGACCGUAUCAAGUGCGCCGUUUCAGGACUGGCGUGUGCUUUCUGUGCUUACGUAAGUCUCUAGACUCUUCGGAACGGAACAACUUGCUGCCUUUCAGAUUGCUUUCGCUCUCUCCGGUUACUCGGUGUACACUUUCGUCAAGUACUACUACAUUCCACUUCUGUUCCAAGGACUCAUUCUCGUCAUUAUCACGUAUCUUCAACAUCAAAACGAGAACAUUGAGGUAUACUUUGUAUCAGGGAAAGUGAUAAGAAAAACCUAUUAUGCUUAGGUUUACGAGCCAGACGAGUGGGGAUUCGUGCGUGGACAGACUCAGACGAUCGACAGACACUGGGGUUUCGGACUCGACAAUAUCAUGCACAACAUCACGAACGGCCACGUGGCUCACCACUUCUUCUUCACCAAAAUCCCGCACUACCAUCUGCUAGAAGCCACGCCGGCCAUCCGCAAAGCCCUUGAGCCACUGAAGGAAACGCAGUACGGAUACAAGCGGGAAGUCAACUACGACUGGUUCUUCAAGUACCUCAACUACAACGUGUCGCUCGACUAUUUGACCCACAAAGCGAAGGGAGUUCUGCAGUACCGAGUGGGAGUCGAGGCUCAGAAGGCGAAAAGCUACUAA
Molecule: messenger RNA, 1231 nt
Organism: Caenorhabditis sp. 36 PRJEB53466
Lineage: Eukaryota; Metazoa; Nematoda; Chromadorea; Rhabditida; Rhabditidae
Source: the annotation of a GenBank genome assembly